AUGGCACUCGAGAACCUCUCAGAGGUCCUCUGGUCCACCCCUGGCGGAAGAGGCAUCUUUGGGCUCUUUGGCCACCAUAACGACAACAACAGCCCAGCCAACGCAACGCUCGCUCCAAUGCACACCUACUACAACAGCCCCACCUAUAGUCUUUUCGGCGGCGAUACAGUCGGCGACGGCAGUAACGGGAACGGAACCACACCUCACAACUUCGUGGUCGGCAUCUCCAUAGCGGUCGCGACAUCGUUCAUCCAAUCGCUCGGUCUGACCAUCCAACGCAAAUCUCAUGUCCUCAAUGAGGCGAUCCAUCCCAAGGAACUACGUCGGCAAGCCUGUCAACGUCCGCUCUGGCACCUGGGCUUUCAUACCUAUAUCCUUUCGAAUCUCGCAGGAACUAUCUUUUCAAUUGGAUAUCUGCCUGUCAUCAUCUUGGCGCCUCUGGGAGCCGUAACGUUGGUCUUUAAUGCCUUCUUUGCGCGUUUGCUCUUAGGCGACCGGUUCUCGCGACAGAGUGCAGCAGGCACAUUUUUGAUUUUGUUGGGCGCCAUUACGAUCGGACUGUUUGGCAUCGUGCCUGAGCCGAGCCAUUCACUCGAGGACUUGAUCCAACUCUGGAAGCGACCGGCGUUCAUCGUAUAUUUCUCACUAAUCGAAUUCACACUCGUCAGUCUGCUGGUUGGAAACAGGAUUGUGGAGCAGAUUCUUCAGCGGAACGCCAAAGCCAACCUUGCAGCCAAUAACCACCAUCGUCUUCGCUCGGGAUCCGCCGCCGUCAGCAGUGUGAACCCCAAUCUGAGCAGUGUACAUACGACAUCGUACCUCAGCAAGCUGAUCGGCGGCAGUAGAUUGUUUGGCAAGCUGAGUCCGACGAAGAUCAAGACCAUGCUCGGGAUCUCCUAUGGCUGUGUGAGUGGCAUGCUCUCAAGUCAGGCCCUACUCUUUGCAAAGAGUGCCAUCGAGCUGUUGAUGCUGACUAUCCUGGAGGGAAAGAAUCAGUUCGAGAACCCGUUGAGUUGGUUCCUGGUCAUUGCUCUGAUCUCAGCAGCACUUCUUCAGUUGUAUUACCUGAACAAGGGCCUCCGACUCUGUGACACCGUGUUGUUGGUGCCGCUCUCGUUCUGCGCCUAUAAUGUCUCGUGUCUCUUCAACGGGCUCGUUUACUACAACCAAUGGGGUCGACUCUACUGGUGGCAAAUCCUGUUGGUCCUCUUUGGCAUCAGCCAGGUCCUCAUCGGGGUCUUGGUUCUGGCCUGGCGACCUACCUCCGGCGAAGAGUAUGGCGAGGAGGUCAAUGAAGAUGACGAGGCUACAUUGUUGCUGCCGAAUUCCUCGCGUCCAACCACACCAAGGCACAGCAGGGUCUUCUCCUUCAAGGGUGUCUCUGGCGAAGGUGGCGGAGGUCAUUUGCAGCAGAAUCCAUCGAUGGAUGCGCGGAGCCUUAUCCAAGGAUUCGAGAUGUACGAUAGCGAUGAGGAGGAUGAAUCUAGAUGCAACUCACAGCAGGAUCUCCCACAGACACAACAUCAGCAGGACCAGCAGGACCAACGUCUCAUCACUCUUGCUUCAGAAGAGAACCAAGGUGAAGAAUACCCGUCGUUAGUCCAAACGCCAAAAACACUGACCUUCGCACCAACCAACCGGGGGUCAAAAUGA
This is a messenger RNA of Gamsiella multidivaricata, 1653 nucleotides long. RefSeq lists its product as uncharacterized. Gene Ontology annotation, molecular function: magnesium ion transmembrane transporter activity. The transcript is spliced from 3 exons. Bases 1 to 1653 code for a protein of 550 amino acids. The record is from RefSeq and is a predicted model, not a curated record. Gene Ontology annotation, biological process: magnesium ion transport. NCBI's taxonomy places the organism in Eukaryota, Fungi, Mortierellomycota, Mortierellomycetes, Mortierellales, Mortierellaceae. Gene Ontology annotation, cellular component: membrane.